AUUUUGUCAUUUUACUCUACACUUUAUAGAAAACUAGGGCUUGGAAGGAAAUAGCGAUUGGAGUUGGAUCUGAUCGAAGAAGAAGAAGAUGGUGAACAUGACGACGUUUUUCGGGAUGUCGAUUGGAGCAUUUGUGUUCUGGCAAUCAAUGGAUAAAGUUCAUGUCUGGAUCGCUCUUCACCAGGACGAAAAGAAAGAAAGACUGGAGAAGGAAGCGGAAAUCAGGAGAGUUAGAGAACAGUUGAUACAAGAAAACAAAGAGAGAGACCCACUCGCUUAAUAUACCUAAUUGCGUGACCAAUGCGUCAUUAUCUGCAAUACAUUUCGCUCAAAUUGUUGUUUGAUUUGCCUGAAUAUUGAUCAGGAUACUUCUAUAUGAACACGACACCGAUGAUCGUUGUUGGUUAUGGUCAUCUUUUUGAAUAACUAUUUGUCUAUUUUGGAUGGAAGUUAAGUG
Messenger RNA from Helianthus annuus (common sunflower), 457 nucleotides. RefSeq lists its product as uncharacterized. The transcript has 2 exons. Bases 89 to 280 code for a protein of 63 amino acids. The record is from RefSeq and is a predicted model, not a curated record. NCBI's taxonomy places the organism in Eukaryota, Viridiplantae, Streptophyta, Magnoliopsida, Asterales, Asteraceae.